Molecule: messenger RNA, 492 nt
Organism: Racocetra persica
Lineage: Eukaryota; Fungi; Glomeromycota; Glomeromycetes; Diversisporales; Gigasporaceae
Source: the annotation of a GenBank genome assembly
GGAGCUGGACCUCUUAAAUUAUCAUUAAGUUACUCGAGUGAAUUUUGUUCGGGCGUUUGCUAUGCUGCACCUUUGGUCUAUGGACCUACUUGCAAUGCAAACAUAGCGAUUCUUAGUGGUGAUCCGGAUUAUAAACAAUGCUAUUCGGUUGAACCAAUUAAUAAUAUAGGAACUCUUGUAUGCUGUGAUGGAAAGGGUUAUGAUGCCCAAAAUAACAUGAAUUGGUACGGACUUAGCUGUUAUUUGAGUAUAAAAAGUAGAAAUGGGUGGAAAUCAUCCAAAGUUGAUUGGGAUGAAGAAGUUGUGGUUAUAACUGGAGGCUCGAGAGGCCUUGGAAAUUUACUAGCAGAAACACUUGCAAUUAGGAAUGUUACUGUUGUUAUAUUAGAUAUUAGGUCUCCAGAAGUUGAAAAUGUUAAUAUAACUUAUUAUGAAUGUGAUGUGUCAAAACUUGAAGAUGUUCAAAGGGUAGCUAAGGAGAUCAUCGAUGAG